AUGUUUCGACGACUCGGUGCUUCAUCGAAUUCCCUGUGGAGACCGAAAAAUCCGCACUCAUUGGAGUACCUCAAGUAUUUACAUGGUGUUUUGGUAAAAAAUGAGAAAGUGGUAGAAAGUAAUCGAAAAGUGCUUGUAGAAGCGCUUCGUGCGAUUGCCGAGAUUCUUAUCUGGGGCGAUCAGAAUGACAGCAAAGUCUUUGAUUUCUUCUUAGAACGACAGAUGCUUUCCUAUUUCUUACAAAUUAUGAAACAAGAUGGUGGUUCACUGAACGUUCAGUUACUUCAGACACUUAAUAUUUUGUUCGAGAAUAUUCGGCAUGAAACCUCACUUUACUUUCUACUCAGCAAUAAUCAUGUAAAUUCAAUAAUCACGCAUGAUUUUGACUUCAGUAAUGAAGAAAUUUUGGCAUACUAUAUUUCGUUUAUGAAGACGUUAUCGUUCAAGUUAAAUCCCUCAACUAUUCACUUCUUUUUCAAUGAGGCUACCGACGAAUUUCCUCUGUUAACCGAAUCGUUGAAAUUUUUCGACUCCAGUGAGAGUAUGGUUCGGAUAGCUGUUCGAAACAUCGUUCUGAAUAUAGUGAAAGUGGACGACACCGCCAUGACAAAAUUUGUUAAAGGAGCAACAAAAUCGUACCUUUACGAUUUGGUCGAUAGUCUUGUCGCCCAAUCCAUUGAACUAGAUACUUUCGUACGAUCGGCUGAGAAUGUGAUUGCUAACAGAGAGAGAUUGAGGGAUAAGGUCGACGAUCUCGUUGAUCUUCUGCACUAUAUUGGCGAAUUACUGGAUGUAGCAGCUUUGACGGAAUUUUUGUCUGAACUGGUUUCCUCACGGUUUCUCGUACCGUUGCUACUGAAUAGUUUGGCUCCAAGAAGGCACAAUAAUGCGAUUCUGCUCACACCGGUCUCCAGCUUUUUCUUCUUCGCUCAAUUUCUUCUGGUUAUUUGCCAUCAUGACACUGUCCAAACAUUCCUCUCCGCGUUCCUUUUUGAAGAUGCAUCCAUACUUGCUUCUCAAUGGGUGCACGACGGUGACACUUACAGCCUUCAACCUGUGGAGAGGCCUCCUAGGAGCAACACAAGAGUAUAUUUUGAUGCACUGCUGUGCGCGUUUGAUUCAAGCAAAAACGACGACUAUUUGUCGUUUUACGGCUUGAUGUUGAUCUACGCUAUGUUUCAGAAUAAAGGUAGCGUUAGUGAGUUACUGUCUGCCGCUAAUCUACCUGCCAUAAGACGGAGAUCCACGGAAUCAGGCUAUUCAAGAAGCGGACCACUAAUCAAUUUGACCUCUGUGGAGUCGCUUGACUCACCGAUGUCGUGUGAUGAGCGAAUAAUAGAAACCUUGUUAUCAAUCGUGGAAGCAGCAGGCAACGAAGAAAGUCGACUUCGUCCUAUUACUCUCGAGCUGGCUUGUCUGGUUCUGAGGCAAAUACUACUUGUUGUCGACCACGACCACAUACACUCUUCGAUUGGCAGUAAAGCGUCACAUGUCUUAACAUCCUUUGUCGAUCGAUUAGGUCUUUAUGUGAACUCAGAGAAUCUCUUCUUAGAGUGGUUCGAGGACGAAUAUGCCGAAUUUGAGGUCAGCCAUAUAAAGUUAGAAACGAUUGGUUACGAAAUGUUGCUGCCACCAUGUAACACAGCGAUGUCUGGAUUGGCAUUGCACAAGAGGUUACCAAGCGGUUUUGAGGAAAGAAUUCGCACCAUCAUCCAGUUCUACCUACAUGUCCGUAAGUUAGCCAAAGACAUGUCAGGAGAAACGGAUACCGAACUGCCACUGAAGGUCGGAAACAACGUAGCAGUGGAAGUUGGAGAUUGUAUCAAUCUAAAUAACUCGGAUCUUCUUUCCUGUGUUGUGGUGCUGAACAAGAAUGAACGGCUUCCGCGGUUCUUGGUCACGGAUCGCUUGCAGCUCAUACUUGUGGAACCCGAUAGCCGAAAAGCAGGAUGGGCAAUAGUGCGAUUUGUAGGAUUGCUACAGGAUACGCAGAUUACCGGGGAUCCUUCGGACAGCAGGUCUCUACACGUCGUUGUUGAGGGGCAACCAUCUAGGCAGAAGAAACGUCAAGCACUACUGACAGCUCGUUUUGUGUUCGACGAUCACAUCCGAUGUAUGGCUGCGAAGCAACGUCUUACAAAGGGACGCCAAAUUGCGAGAGGAUUGAAAAUACAAGCAAUUUGUGAUCUACUCGGGGUACCACGUGUCGGAUCGUCGUCGCCACGAGCGAAUCCCUUCAGGAUUGUCAAAGGAUGCGCACCAGGGAGUGUACGGAAGCAGUUUGGAUUCCCGAUAGCAAUGCCAAGAUCAUCACAAGGCUCUAUGAGCUCCAUCCCAGAUGAUCCACAGCCACGUCCUUCGUCAAGUUCGUCGACAAGUGGAGUGAAGCAUGUUUAA
Necator americanus (New World hookworm) is the source of this 2397-nucleotide messenger RNA. RefSeq lists its product as uncharacterized. The coding region runs from base 1 to 2397 and encodes 798 amino acids. Gene Ontology annotation, cellular component: late endosome; endolysosome membrane. The record is from RefSeq and is a predicted model, not a curated record. NCBI's taxonomy places the organism in Eukaryota, Metazoa, Nematoda, Chromadorea, Rhabditida, Ancylostomatidae. Gene Ontology annotation, biological process: endosome to lysosome transport; endosomal transport; regulation of autophagosome maturation. The transcript has 19 exons.